AAACAGCACAACUCAUAUAAUGAUAUUUAAUCAAGUUAUGUACUAUAAUAAAAAUCAAAACUGUGCUCAAAUGAUUUGCAAGAACAACAUAAUUCAUGUGACUCGAAAGCUAUAAUUUUGAGGGAUUACUCUAUAUUAUUAUAAUCUAAAAAAAAAAACAUAAUUAAAACAGAAAAGAGUAUAGAAAUGAAAGCUGCAAAGGCAAAAGAAAGUAAGUAUUACUAUUGCAUAAAAUAUAGAAAAGGAAGGAGGAAGAAACCACCAAACAGAAAAGCAGGAAAAGAAAAGAAGAGACCGACCAAGAAAAUUUUAAAAGAAAAGGAGACGAGAAAGAAAAGAAAACCAAGAUUAGACGGUCCGGGUAAGUCAAAAAAGCUAAGUAAGAAAAGAUAAAAAUAAAAAGGAAAUCAAAAAAUUCAGUUUUUCCCGGUUAGCAAUUAACGUCCAUUAGUAGAGCAUGCUAUAAAUAGUUGGAGAGGGCCAGACCACAUAAGCUCUAAGUCAUACCUGUCGAAAAGCUUAUACAACAACGUUCUAUUCUUAAGUCCCAUUUCAUUCACAUUCCCAGAUUUUCUUUGUCCCCUAAAAAAAAAUAAAGGAGUUAAUCAAUAUUUUGAUUGGAUUCUGAUAAUUCUCGAAUAUUUUUUCUUAUCCAUCUUCCCUUUUGCAAAAUCCUUCAUAACCCUUUGAAUCUUGGCUUCUUUUUCUUUUGUUUACCUAAAAAAGAAGUAGGCUUAUACAUGGUUGUGGGGGUGAAAUAACUUUUUCUUGAUCACGUCUUAUUGGAGAAGCUUGAGGUUUAAGUACCUUUCUUGGUGUUCUUGGUUUGAAAGAAGACACAAAAGGAAAAGAAAGAGAGAUAAUAGAAAAAGAGAAGAAGAGAGAUGGAGCAGAAGCAUUUCCUGUUGUCUGCGUUGAGUGUAGGAGUAGGCGUUGGUGUGGGGUUAGGAUUGGCAUCUGGGCAAAGCAUGAGUAGAUGGGGUAAUGGUAAUGGUUCUUCAGAAGAUGUCACUGCUGAGCAGAUUGAACAAGAGUUGAUGAGACAGGUUCUUGAUGGCAGAAACAGCAAGGUCACCUUUGACGAGUUUCCUUACUACCUCAGUGAUAUAACUCGAGUCUCAUUGACAAGUGCUGCAUAUAUCCAUUUAAAGCACUCAGAUGUUUCCAAGCACACCCGGAACCUUUCGCCUGCUAGUAGAGCUAUUUUGCUCUCAGGACCAGCUGAACUUUACCAGCAAAUGCUCGCCAAGGCUUCAGCACAUUACUUUGAGUCGAAGUUGUUGCUGCUGGAUGUUGCGGAUUUCUCCAUAAAGAUCCAAAGCAAAUAUGGAUGCACUAAAAAAGAAUCUUCUUUCAAGAGGUCUAUCUCAGAGGUGACAUUUGAGCGAAUGUCCAGUUUGCUUGGUUCUUUCUCAAUCCUCCCGUCAAGAGAAGAAAUAAGAGGCACAUUACAUCGGCAAAACAGUAAUUUGGAUAUAAAAUCAAGGGCUAUGGAAGGUUUUAAUAAUCAUAUCAAACUUCGUAGAAACGCCUCUGCUGCCUCUGAUAUUAGUAGCAUUUCCUCCCAAUCAACUUCCACAAAUCCAGCUUCCCUGAAGCGUGGAAACAGCUGGUGUUUUGAUGAGAAGCUCUUUCUGCAAGCGCUUUACAAGGUUUUGAUUUCAAUAUCAGAAAGAAGUUCUGUCAUUUUAUACCUCAGGGACGUUGAGAAGAUUCUCCUCCGAUCAGAAAGGAUAUACAGCUUGUUCAGUAAAUUCUUGAAGAGACUGUCAGGUUCGGUUUUGAUACUAGGUUCCCGUAUGGUAGACCAUGAAGAUGAUUGCAGAGAAGUGGAUGAGAGACUGACUAUGUUAUUCCCAUACAAUAUUGAGAUCAAACCACCAGAAGACGAGACUCAUCUUGUCAGUUGGAAAACACAGCUGGAAGAGGACAUGAAAAUGAUUCAGUUUCAAGAUAACAAAAACCACAUUGUUGAGGUCCUUGCAGCAAAUGAUAUUGAGUGUGAUGAUUUGGGUUCAAUUUGCCACGCAGAUACAAUGGUUAUUAGCAAUUACAUAGAAGAAAUCGUUGUAUCAGCAAUAUCAUACCAUUUAAUGAAUAAUAAACACCCAGAAUACCGAAAUGGAAAGCUUGUUAUAUCAUCUAAGAGCUUGUCUCACGGAUUAAGUAUAUUUCAAGAAGGCAAAAGUGGUGGGAAAGAUACUCUGAAACUGGAGACGAAUGGUGAAGUUGGCAAGGAAAUUGAAGGUGAAGGGGCUGUUGGUGCAAAGACUGAGUCAAAGUCCGAAAUCCCAGCAGCUGAUAAUAAAGGCGAAAUAUCUGUUCCUGGAGCAAAGAAGGAUGGGGAAAAUGCAGUUCCAGCUAAAACACCUGAAGUUCCUCCUGACAAUGAGUUCGAGAAACGCAUCAGGCCAGAGGUUAUCCCUGCAAAUGAGAUUGGAGUGACAUUUGCAGAUAUUGGUGCCAUGGAUGAAAUUAAAGAAUCACUUCAGGAGCUUGUCAUGCUCCCUCUUCGAAGACCAGAUCUCUUUAAAGGUGGACUUCUCAAGCCUUGCAGAGGCAUACUGCUAUUUGGGCCUCCAGGCACAGGAAAAACAAUGCUAGCCAAGGCCAUAGCAAAUGAAGCUGGAGCAAGCUUUAUUAAUGUCUCAAUGUCUACCAUCACUUCAAAAUGGUUCGGUGAAGAUGAAAAGAAUGUUCGAGCAUUAUUCUCACUUGCUGCAAAGGUCUCUCCAACCAUCAUAUUUGUUGAUGAGGUUGAUAGCAUGCUUGGGCAACGGACUAGAAUUGGCGAGCACGAGGCCAUGCGGAAGAUUAAGAACGAGUUCAUGACGCAUUGGGAUGGGCUGUUGACAAAACCUGGUGAACGAAUUCUUGUUCUUGCUGCAACCAACAGGCCAUUUGACCUUGAUGAAGCAAUUAUUAGGCGGUUUGAGCGCAGAAUCAUGGUUGGCCUACCAUCCAUUGAGAACAGGGAGAUGAUCUUGAAAACUCUCCUGGCAAAAGAGAAAACCGAAGAUCUGGACUUCAAGGAGCUUGCAACCAUUACAGAAGGAUAUAGUGGAAGUGACCUAAAGAACUUAUGUGUGACGGCAGCUUAUCGACCUGUCAGGGAGUUAAUACAGCAAGAGAGAUUAAAAGAUAAAGCAAAAAAGCAGAAAGCUGAAGAAGCCACAAGCUCAGAAGAUACUUCAAGUAAAAAAGAAGAAGAUAAAGAAGAACCGGUAAUUACUCUGAGGCCAUUAAACAUGGAAGACAUGCGGCAAGCAAAAAAUCAGGUUGCUGCAAGUUUCGCAUCUGAGGGAUCAAUAAUGAAUGAACUAAAGCAAUGGAAUGAUUUGUACGGAGAAGGAGGUUCAAGGAAGAAGCAACAGUUAACUUACUUCCUCUAGACUGUAGAAAGUUAUCAUAUUAUGAAUGGCUCAUCUAAAUAGAAAAGGAGGUCAAAGUUCAAAAAACCUUUUCCCUGCGAGUAAAAUGUUAUUGCCUCAGGCAUACAACAGUGCAUCAAUGAACAGAAAGAAAGCAGCAGCACAUUCCUGGAAAGACAUUCUGGCAAUUCCAGCUGAGCUUGUAGUAUAGUGCAAGGUGUAUUCAGAAAAUGUGAUUCUCUGUAAUUUCAUGAAAACAAGAGAGGAUAUCUGUUAGGCCAUCCUAAGGCCAUUUCACACCACAGUUUUAUUGUAAUUAUAUAUAUUCUUAAGAACGUGUGGUAUUUGGAGAAUGCAUAUGGGUUUGUGGAAUUUGAAAAGAACCUUUUAUUGGGUUUUGUUAGAUUA
This is a messenger RNA of Ricinus communis (castor bean), 3779 nucleotides long. RefSeq lists its product as uncharacterized. Gene Ontology annotation, molecular function: ATP binding; ATP hydrolysis activity. Bases 885 to 3392 code for a protein of 835 amino acids. The record is from RefSeq and is a predicted model, not a curated record. The transcript has 16 exons. Lineage: Eukaryota; Viridiplantae; Streptophyta; Magnoliopsida; Malpighiales; Euphorbiaceae. Gene Ontology annotation, cellular component: mitochondrial outer membrane.